AUGGCCACACCUCAAAUCUUCUCCUCUUUCAAGUACUCCAACAGCCUCACCAUCAUGGCCAUUUCGUUCUGCACUGCCAUAGUCUGCGAGGCUAUCUCCUGGCUCCUCAUCUUUCGCACCAACUCCUACAAGUCCCUCUGUUUCUCAAUUGACAAGGCUGCCAAGAAGCUAGAGAUUAUGAAAACCGAAUCCUCCGCCAAGAUCGCCAAGAAAUCUAAGAUCAAAAAGAUGGAUCGCGUCGAGACCAAUCUCAAGGAGUCGAGCCACGACCUCUCCCUCUUCAAGUUCAAGUCCAGCAUCGUCAUUGCCCUUGUCGUCUUCGUCGUCUUCAGUCUUCUUAACUCACUCUUCUUAGGGUUUUCACCACCACGUGGCACCAGCUCCAACCUCUUCCCCAUGCCAGAUCCAAAAACCAAUUGA
Juglans regia (Persian walnut) is the source of this 420-nucleotide messenger RNA. Its product is annotated as calcium load-activated calcium channel-like. The transcript has a single exon. Gene Ontology annotation, biological process: endoplasmic reticulum calcium ion homeostasis. Gene Ontology annotation, molecular function: calcium channel activity. NCBI's taxonomy places the organism in Eukaryota, Viridiplantae, Streptophyta, Magnoliopsida, Fagales, Juglandaceae. The record is from RefSeq and is a predicted model, not a curated record. Bases 1 to 420 code for a protein of 139 amino acids. Gene Ontology annotation, cellular component: endoplasmic reticulum membrane; cytoplasm.